AUGGCGUCCUCUUCCACAGCCGACGACCAUAGCGCCGUUGCCGGCAUAGUGGCAUCCUCGGCUUCGGUCUGCGGCAGCCGAGACGCCGCUGCCUCGCCACCGACGGCGCUGCCCAAACUGGGCAGCGCAAAGCAGCAAAGGACGGAGAGGGCGUUCUUGUUCGAUCGGUACCCAAGCCGAAAGAUCGCGCUGCGGUUGGCAUAUCACGGUCACGUGCACGACGGCCUCGCAAAACAGAAGGAGACGGACAACACAGUGGAGGGACUCGUGUGCGAUGCGUUGCGACGGCUUCGUCUCAUCCCGGAGGACGGGCCGCACAACUUUGGGCGGUGCGGUCGCACGGAUAAGGGCGUCAGUGCCCUCGGCAACGCCUUCUCCCUUACCGCUCGUGCGUCGUGCACUGGAGACGCGGAGCCUCAGCUGCCGCCACUGGACUACUGCAGCAUGCUCAACAACGUCCUGCCCUCAACAAUUCGCAUCGUUGGCUGUGCGUUGGUCGAUGACGCCUUCGACGCACGCUUCUCCUGCGUCCAUCGCACCUACCGCUACUACUUUUUCCACCGCGGGCUGAACCUGGCAGCAAUGCAGGAAGCUGCCGCCUUCUUCCUCGGGACGCACAACUUCCGCAACUUCUGCAAGAUGGACGUUGUGAAUGUGAGCAACUUUGUGCGCACGGUGUUCUCGGUCGGCCUGCACCCGAGUGAGGCGCUGCCAGAGCUUAUUUCGUACCUUGAGAUCAGAGCGAACUCGUUCUUGUACCACCAGAUUCGCUGCAUUAUGGAGGUGCUGUUUCUCGUGGGCCGCGGGCUGGAGGUCCCUAGCGUGGUCCAGACGCUGCUAGAGCUAGGUGACCGCAAACCAACGUACCCCCUGGCAGACGGUACCCCACUGAUAUUGUGGGACUGCGGAUUCGACAAUGUUCAGUGGCAGAUGUCCCACUGCGCGUUUCAUGCGAUGGAGCAGGAGCUGCAGGACAUCGGCACCGCGCUUCUUAUACGCGCCACAUCUGCCACCGCUAUGCGGUCCCAGUUAUUCCGCUGGUACACCGGUACCGCAGACGUGUUUCGCAAGGACACGUCGGAGAAAGACGCAUCGGGCGAGGACCGCUCGCGUGCUGUUGUUCGGCGCGAUCCCGAGCUGCGGCGUUUGGAUGGGUGGUCCAUCACGGGGUGCGACUGGACAGACCCGGGCACCGCCGGCCAGAUGAAGGCGCGCAAGCGCGACCUGCUUUACUACCUUCGUACAGAAGCCAAGAAUGGGCAGCCCCUGCCGACGACGACGAGCUGUGAGGAAAAGACUUCUCAGACCGCAGAAACCAUUGCCAGCGGAGCGCUGGCACCGGUGAACUACGUGCCUCUCUUGCAGCGUGAGACAGAGCGCACCUAUGAGGAGGAGGUACGGGAGUUGAGCGGGAAGAAGCGCGCGCGCUACGAAGUGAAUGAGGCGAAGAAGGCGGCCGCUGCGGCGGCGCAUAAAGAGGUGGUAAGCGAGGACUAA
This is a messenger RNA of Leishmania major strain Friedlin, 1497 nucleotides long. Its product is annotated as putative pseudouridine synthase A-like protein. Gene Ontology annotation, cellular component: cytoplasm; nucleus. Gene Ontology annotation, molecular function: pseudouridine synthase activity; RNA binding. Bases 1 to 1497 code for a protein of 498 amino acids. The record is from RefSeq and is a predicted model, not a curated record. The transcript has a single exon. NCBI's taxonomy places the organism in Eukaryota, Euglenozoa, Kinetoplastea, Trypanosomatida, Trypanosomatidae. Gene Ontology annotation, biological process: mRNA pseudouridine synthesis; tRNA pseudouridine synthesis.